This is a messenger RNA of Aegilops tauschii subsp. strangulata, 1065 nucleotides long. RefSeq lists its product as uncharacterized. NCBI's taxonomy places the organism in Eukaryota, Viridiplantae, Streptophyta, Magnoliopsida, Poales, Poaceae. The record is from RefSeq and is a predicted model, not a curated record.
AUGGAUUCCGAUUUGAAGUACAUAUACGAGCAGUAUGUUGAGUCGUCCGACGGCUCGUCGGACGAGGAGUACUCUGAUGAGAUGGCGAUGAUGCGGGUGGUCCUUGAAGACGCGGAGCGUGCGGGGGAGCAUGUUCUCAAUUUCAAGGGCUCGAUCAAGGGUCAUCGAGUGCUCAACCGCAACAGGGCGCGCGGGGAUUUGACACUGAUGGCCGACUAUUUUGCCUCCAAUGCACUAUUCGCUGACCAUUUUCGCAGGCGUUUUCAGAUGCGCAAGACGGUCUUUGAUCGUUUGUACCAUGGCGUCCAGUCCUAUGAUGACUACUUCAUCCUAAAGAAGGACGCCGUGGGAGUGAUUAGCUUAUCUGGUUACCAGAAGUGCACAGCCGCACUCCGGAUGCUUGCAUAUGGCACGACCGCUGAUUCGUGGGACGAGUACCUACGGAUGUCUAAGAGCACAUGCGGAGAUGCCAUUGUCAGGUUUGCAACUGCCGUGGUCGAGGUGUUCGAACCUCAGUACCCGAGAAAACCAACUGUGGCCGACACCGAGAGGCUCCUAGCAAUCUCAAAAGCAAAAGGGUGGCCGGGUUUGCUUGGAUCUCUUGACUGCAUGCAUUGGAAAUGGAAGAACUGCCCGAAGGCUUUACAAGGGCAAUAUCAAGGUCAUGUUAAGAAACCCGCCAUCAUUCUUGAAGCAGAUGCAUCACAUGAUCUUUGGAUUUGGCACGCUUUCUUUGGCAUGCCUGGGUCUCACAAUGACAUCAAUGUGCUACAACGAUCGCCAUUGUUUGCAAGGCUGACUGAAGGAAAAGCUCCUCCUUGCCACUAUACUGUCAAUGGACAUGAGUACAACAUGGGCUACUAUCUGGUUGACGGUAUCUAUCCUCCACAGGCUACCUUUGUCAGCACCAUCUCAAGCCCAGUUGGCCAUAAAAGGCUCACUUUGCCCAAAGACAAGAAGCAGUUAGAAAGGAUGUUGAGAGGGCAUUUGCAGUUCUGUAGGCCCGUUUUGCAGUUGUUCAUGGACCUGCUGAACAAUGGGAUCCGGAAACCUUGUGGGAGGUGA